AUGGCCGCCUCCACCAUGUCCGUCUGCUCCGACGCCUGCACCAACGCCUCCUGGCAGGUGGACGACUGCCCAGAGAGCUGCUGCGAGCCCUGCUGCUGCCCGCAGUCUAGCUGCCAGCCCUGCGGCUGCGCCCCCGCCCCCGGCCUGACCCUCCUCUGCUCCCCGGCCAGCUGUGUGUGCAGCCCCUGCUGCCAGUCCGUCUGCACCAGCUGCUGCACGCCCUGCUGCUGCCCGCAGUCUAGCUGCCAGCCCUGCGGCUGCACCGGCUCGCCCUGCCAGCCCGUGUGCUGCACGCCCAUGUGCUGCACGCCUGUGUGCUGCACGCCCAUGUGCUGCACACCCGUGUGCUGCAGGCCCGUGUGCGGUGGGGCUUCCUCCGGCUGCUGCCAGCCCUGCGGCUGCACCUGCCCGCCCUGCCCGCCGUCCUCCAGCGUGUCCCUGCUGUGCAGGCCCGUGUGCAGGCCGGCCUGCGGGGCGCCCGCCUCCCGCGGCUGCGCCCCCUGCUGCCAGCCCAGCUGCUGCCGCCCCGCAGCCUCCUGUGUCUCCCUGCUGUGCCGCCCCGCCUGCUCCUGCCCGGCCUGCGGCCCCCACACAUCCUGCUGCUGA
Molecule: messenger RNA, 606 nt
Organism: Perognathus longimembris pacificus (Pacific pocket mouse)
Lineage: Eukaryota; Metazoa; Chordata; Mammalia; Rodentia; Heteromyidae
Product: keratin-associated protein 10-3-like
Exons: 2
Coding region: 1-606 (201 amino acids)
Source: RefSeq, a predicted model, not a curated record